AUGUCUCGCGGCGGUACUACUCUUUACGUUACCGGUUUCGGACCCGGCACUCGAGCUCGCGACCUUGCCUACGAAUUCGAACGCUAUGGUCGUCUUGUCCGUUGCGACAUCCCCGCCCCCCGUACUUCACAGAGCCGCCUUAGGUUCGCUUUCGUCGAGUAUGAGAGCCGUCGUGAUGCCGACGAUGCGUACCAUGAGAUGCAUAAUAAGCGUCUCCAACGUGAUGACAUCCUGAAGAUUGAGUGGGCGCGUACUCCUCCAUCUGCUUCAUGGCGUUUCGACCAAGGCAGCGAGCGUGAACGUGCUCCUCGUGGACCUCCUGGCGGACGCGACGGUGGACGCCGAUCUCCUCGCCGCGGUGGUCGCUCCCCAUCUCCCCGUCGUAGCCGCGGUGGUGACUACUCUCCUCGCAAGGACGAUCGCAGAGAUCGAGAAUACGAGCGCCGUGACCGUGACCGCUCUCGUAGUCCAGACGCAGACCGGGACCGUGAGGUGAAGGAAGAGCGUGAGGAGGCAGGUCGCGAAAACGGCACCAAUGGUGAAGAUAGGAAAGGUUUUGGGCCCUUACAUACCUUUAUGCUUCUCCCGACGGCAGACCGAAAAGUUCCUUUUUUUUCCCAUCGGUUCCUUUGUUUCUUGCGAGGCAGAUUACUUCACUUUUGUGUUUCUAGAUUUCUUGCCAACGCGUUGGCCGGCGAUUCGGAUCUAUCGAGCGAGCACUACAGCGGCGGUAUCCUUCAAAUCCCGAAUUUCUCGACCGGCGGCGGUAGUAAUAGGUUAGCAUAG
Molecule: messenger RNA, 786 nt
Organism: Drepanopeziza brunnea f. sp. 'multigermtubi' MB_m1
Lineage: Eukaryota; Fungi; Ascomycota; Leotiomycetes; Helotiales; Drepanopezizaceae
Source: RefSeq, a predicted model, not a curated record